GAUCGGCGCCCCAAGGGAGCCACUCUGGACUUGAGGCGCCGGCUUCUCAGGUACCGCGUGCGGGCUUGGAAGGCGCGACAGCCGAGUCCCUGACUUCCCCACCUUUCUCAGCCUCGGCUUCCUAGAAGCGGCCGCGGGCCACCCCGCGGCUCCGGGAUGUCCCCUGCCCCGAGGAGCGGGCUUUGCCCCCGGCAGCUGCCUGCAAGGGAAGACUGGCUUGGCCCGGGUGGGCAGCCGGGUCGCAGACAGGGUUAGACGAAGUCUGCUCUUGGCCUGUGAGGGGGACCCUUGGUUCCACGUGGAGGGGAGGCGGUGGCUGAGUCAGCCACCCCAACCAAGGGCAGUAGGACCCUGAGCUAGCAAGGAAUGUUGAGGGGUUAAGAUCCAGCUCCUAACACGGGGCUUUUCUUCGGGAAGCCAUCCGGAAGCCUCUUUCACCAGGACUGGAGGAACUGAUGUCUGUGCAAGCAAAAGUGAGCGGGCUGCCAAGGCUUAGCCAGUUUUGUCUCAGCAACUUUCUGCCCCGUCCUGUGUCUCCUAGGAAUGAGGAGGCAAGCUUUUGUCCUUUCCAGAAGGCGGCUGUGAUGAGUGCCGUUCCCGCUCCGGUCUUUAGACCGGGCUAUCCAUUCUUUGCCUGUCCCCACAGCUCUUCCUGCAGACUCUUUUUUCCCGAGGACCCUGUUAAGAUUAUCCGGAGCCAAGGGCAGUACCUGUACGACGAGCAAGGGCGAGAGUUCCUGGACUGUAUCAACAACGUAGCUCAUGUUGGUCACUGCCAUCCCACUGUGGUCCAAGCCGCACACGAACAGAACCUGAUGCUCAACACCAACAGCCGAUACCUUCACGACAACAUCGUGGACUAUGCCCAGAGGCUGUCGGAGACCCUGCCGGAGGAGCUCUCUGUGUUUUAUUUCCUGAAUUCUGGGUCAGAAGCCAACGACCUGGCCUUAAGACUGGCUCGCCAGUGCACAGGACACCAGGAUGUGGUGGUAUUAGACCAUGCUUAUCACGGUCACCUGAGCUCCUUGAUCGACAUCAGUCCCUACAAGUUCCGAGCCCUGGAUGGCCAGAAGGAAUGGGUCCAUGUGGCUCCUCUCCCAGACACCUACCGGGGCCCCUACCGGGAGGACCACCCCAAUCCAGCAGAGGCCUAUGCCAGCGAGGUGAAGCAAGUGAUCAGCAUCGCACAGGAGAAGGGCAGGAAGCUCGCUGCCUUCUUCGCUGAGUCUCUGCCCAGUGUGGGUGGGCAGAUCAUUCCCCCUGCUGGCUACUUCUCCCAGGUGGCAGAGCAUAUUCGCAAGGCCGGAGGGCUCUUUGUCGCAGAUGAGAUCCAGGUUGGUUUUGGCCGAGUAGGCAAGCACUUUUGGGCCUUCCAGCUGGAGGGGGAAAACUUCGUCCCUGACAUUGUCACCAUGGGAAAGUGCAUCGGCAAUGGUCACCCUGUUGCCUGUGUGGCCACUACCCAAGCUGUGUCAAGGGCAUUUGAAGCCACUGGUGUAGAAUACUUCAAUACGUUUGGUGGCAACCCAGUGUCCUGUGCUGUGGGGCUGGCAGUCCUGGAUGUCUUGAAAACAGAGCAGCUCCAGGCUCAUGCCGCUAAUGUGGGCAGUUUCCUAAUGGAGCAUCUCAACCAACAGAAAGCCAAGCAUCCUAUCAUUGGGGAUGUCAGGGGCUCUGGGCUCUUCAUCGGUGUGGAUCUGAUCAAAGAUGAGACCCUGAGGACACCAGCAACUGAAGAGGCAGAAUACUUGGUCUCCAGGCUGAAGGAGAACUACAUUUUACUGAGCACUGAUGGCCCUGGGAGGAAUGUCCUCAAGUUCAAACCUCCAAUGUGCUUCAGCCUAGACAACGCACAGCAUGUAGUAGCAAAGAUAGAUGACAUUCUAACGGAUAUGGAAGAAAAAGUAAGAAGUUGUAAAACACUGAAGAUCCAGCCCAACUCAGUCAAGCACCUUUCAGGUAAGCGGGACUUGUGUUUGUCCCCAGAGAUUCCCCAAUACUUCAACUUUCAUCUGCUGGAUAACUGAACAGAAACUAAGGAUCUGGAACAUAAAUGUGAUAAGUGAUAAGA
Molecule: messenger RNA, 2071 nt
Organism: Microtus ochrogaster (prairie vole)
Lineage: Eukaryota; Metazoa; Chordata; Mammalia; Rodentia; Cricetidae
Gene: Phykpl
Product: 5-phosphohydroxy-L-lysine phospho-lyase
Cellular component (GO): mitochondrion
Molecular function (GO): pyridoxal phosphate binding; transaminase activity
Source: RefSeq, a predicted model, not a curated record